Molecule: messenger RNA, 2115 nt
Organism: Cercopithifilaria johnstoni
Lineage: Eukaryota; Metazoa; Nematoda; Chromadorea; Rhabditida; Onchocercidae
Source: the annotation of a GenBank genome assembly
AUGGUUGUUAAUCUAGAUAUGACGAUGGGAAUUUUAUUUCCCGUAUUUUCUAUCUGUUCACCAAUAUCUAGUAUGAGUUUCAUUUCAGGUAGUUGUCCCCAUCUCCGAUAUUCUUUAUGCUUCGCAUCCUACAGGGAUCUUUGGCAUUUAGAUCUCAUAAGGCCUUAUGGCUUUCGCAUCCAAUCUCUAGUUCAUCUUAUAGGACUUUACAAUGCUUUUGUCAGAUUUCUCAUAGAAUCGGCACUUCGGGACCCAAUUUUUUACGCAUUUAUGAAGAUGGAAUCACUAAGCAAAUUUUGUCCCGAAAUAAAGGAUCUUCACAGUAACGGUACUGGUCGGAAAUCGCCUGGAAGUAGUUUCCUCAUAUUGUUGUUGAUGGUAGCUGCUGGUGGAGGUGCUGCAUACUACUGGUGGUAUUUCGAAAACGAAGACAAAAAAAGUGGACAUAAAGCGGAUUUUUUCCUAAAAACAGUUACGUCACCAGCAUCGACAUCUAAGGUUCCUGAGCAAGCAGAAAGCCAGGGAAAAGAACCUGUAUUCCGAGGAACGCAGCAUGAAUCCAUGGAAAAGAUGUUGAAGAUAUGUUUGCAAUCUGCUAUUGAAAAAGUGCAUUCAGCAACGGAAGCAAAAUACAGAACAAUUGAUGUUAUAAAUGAGCAUACUCGUGUGAUGAAACAAACGAUUGAUGAGGGCGAAAAAGGAGAUUGGACGCAAGUGACAAGUGCACUCCAAAAAAUUGAUAAAGCUUCGAAUAAUGAUGCAAAGGAAGAGAAUGAUGCGAGAAAUUAUUUGGAUAAUGUCAGGAAGGUAAUCGAACUGGGAGAAGCGACAGAACCCACUCGCAAUAACCCCUUGCUACAAAAUGCUCGUGAAACUGUCCAUAAACUUGAUCGCCAGCUUGAGGAAAUGAAUUUGAUGAUCAAAAAAACUCGUGAUGGAGGACGUAUUUUUAGUGAAUACAAAGAUUUGAUUGAUAAAAGCCGGAAGCAGUUUGCAUCGGAGUUGAAAUCAGUCCUUCCUAAUGUUGAUAUCCAUGCGCAAGAUUCUAAGUUAAACGAAGACGAAUUGAACGCAUUAAUUGCACAUGCACAUUUGAAAGUGGAUCAGUUAAGGAAACAACUUGCCGAACAGCAAGUUCGUGAAGAACAAAAUAUUGCAUGCGCUUUAGAAGAACAAAAAAAAUCUCAAAAUAAGUUAACCGAGGAGGAAAUAAAUCUAAAGGUGGAAGCGCUUCGUGAAGAAAUAAAAUCGGAAGCCGACAAAAUGCUCUCCACGCAGAGAGAACUUUGGGAAGCUGAACUGGAAGAAAAGCUACAAAGAGCAGCUGCUGCUCAUUCGGAACAUAUUGAAGAAAUUGUGCGUGUGCAAAGAAGUCUUUUUGAAAUUGAAGAGAAACAGAAGAUUGAAGAGGCGAUUAUCGAAGAGCGUUCUCAACUUAGCAGAGAGUUAGCAGCUGCACAAGGUAAACUAGAUGGAAUCGAAACUGCUUUGAAGUCACGAACUUCACAGGAUGCCGAAAAUCGCCGCGCUAAGCAAAUAUGGAUAGCAUCUCAUAAUUUGAUUGAUUCUGUCAUACAUGGACGGAGAAGUGGUACUGAUGAUGAUGCACGCCGUAAACCGCUGGCAACUGAGCUUCAAAUGAUUCGGGAAGCUGACUGUAAUGAUGAAUUUGUGGCGUGUCUGGUUAAUGCACUUCCAGAUGAAGCAAUAUAUAAUGGUGUAUAUACUGAAGAAGAUUUAAAGACAAGAUUCAAUAAGCUAUACAAGAUUUGUCGGCAAGUGGCCAAAAUGGAUGGAAGCAAUGUUGGGGUAUUUCAAUAUGGUUUAUCGUACUUGCAGAGUGCGAUGUCCCUCGAUCCUCCUAGGAAAUUCCCAAAAAUGGGAAAAUUUGACCCAAUGAUAAUGGAUUCAUAUGAAAUACUAUCAAGAGCAAGAAAUUUUGUUGCAGAGGAGGAUUUGAAUUCGGCGGUACGGAUUUUACAACUUUUGACCGGUCCAGCAAGAUUUGUAGCGCAUGAUUGGAUAAAUGAUGUGCGAGCACAUCUUGAAGCACGUUUCAUUGCUGAAUUACUUGUUGCACAUGCCGCUGUCAAUAAUUAUUCAUCUAUAUAUUGA